UCGGAACCGAAUGGAACGAACUACUGCCCGUGGUUCGGCAGGACCAUGGGACUACCGGCGGUCGAUCUGCCCGACGAUUGACCGAACCGGACAGUCACAGACACGAUGUGACUACCAACGAUGAAGCAGCACCACCAUCGCGGUUGCGACCGGUGGUCCGCACCGUACCGAGCACUAACGGCCCAUCCGCCGCCGUCGAUGCUGAAGGUGGUACGGGCGAGACCGAACUGGCCGCCGCCGUUGGGAUCGCUUCCAGAGAUGGUACGGCCGCCGUCAGUCGCCCACCGAGUGCGACCGGCCGUGGCCACUGGAUUGCGGACGAUGGUGAUAGCUACAAUCUGGGCGCGUUCGAUCAAACGAACGGUCCGUGGCCGAUCCGGCAACCGUUGCCACUGCCCAAGUGGUCGAGCCGGCCGGUCACACCGUUCGUGGUGGACAAGCUGUGGCAGUACGAGGACCUGAUCGGUUUGAUCGAAACCAAGCUUCAGCGUAUGCUCGAGGAGACGCACUACAACACGGCGAAUAACUUUGUGGAUUUUUACAGGGCCUACCGGGCCGCUCACCGUCACGGCCGCGGUGAACUGAAGACGCACUUCCAGCACUAUACCAUCCCGAUCAACCGUCGGCACCAUAUGUGUGUCAGCUUGGGAAUGGAAAUAGUCUCAAGAAUCGCAGAACAUCAUCCGGACAUUGCACGUCUGUUCUAUCUGGUAUCGUGCGAAGAAGCGUUAGACGAGUCGGAUUCGUACAUUCAACACUGUGAGGAGAAUGGUAUCGAAUAUGCCGGGUCCACUCUGGAGAAGGAGCAUGCAAUGGUAGCGAUGAAGAUCUUGGUCGGAGGACGCGAAGGUGUGCUGAUCCUCGAUCCAGGCUACCAUGUGGCGCGUGCCGUCACUGUCAUGAAGGACCAGAAGUACCCUCACACGGGGUGGUUCACACAGUCGGAUGAACCGCAUUGCAAGCGCGAGUACAGCUACGCACUGCACGACGAGAGCAGUGACUACAUCACCUGGACAGAACGUAUGACUCGCGGUGGAAAGCAACAGUACGAAGAAUCGCUGGUGUACAUCGCACGUUCCUACCGUACGGCAAUCGAUGUUACCGUGCGUCGUAACUUGGUGUACAACUUCCGGUCACUACUGUCCCGCGACGCAAAGGGACGCGUCUGUGCCGGGCUGUACUUCCCAGUUGUACCGAAUUCACUCGAUGCGCAUGUGACACUGUUCUACGACAAUGCUAACGCUUCACAGGUGAAACAGAAGUUUAUGUUCGCCUUGUUCAAAGAUCCGGAAAAGAUUCCUGACCCGGUACUGGCCCAUCUUGAAAAUUUGGCCCCACAAUUGCGCAUGAAGCUUGGUGAGCUGAUCGACCUGAUGGUGGAUCUUGCCGAGUCUGUACACGACAUCGAAUUCGUGCAGCAGGUGCUCGAGAUCAACAAUAACAUCAACGAGCUCUCGGCGGAUAAUUAAACUACUAUGCACUUUUUCUACUUCUUUAUAAUUCCCUAUUUCAUGUACGUAGCUGGGGAAGCUAUUUGAUGAAUCACUCUAAUGCAACUUUGCAUAACAAAUCACAGCCGUUCUCAACUAGAAGCAAUAAUCGACAAAUUUUCUUCACGCGCUGUUACCUAAAACAUCGUAAAUUCGUAAUUCAACAUUUUUCCUGUAAUUAUGUGUGUCAUUAAAGCGAAUUUCUAUUUUGUAAUGUGCUAGCUCGCACAACUUUUAAUUUGCACCGAUUGAAUUACUACUGUCCAAACAGUAACGCAAUAUUUUUGUUAAACUUUACAGGACCAAAACUUCGACAGGUCAUUCCCAAGGUUAAAGAUGAUUUGACGAUUUAUGUAAAGUCUCUUGUUCACACGUAAACAGUUCACUUAACUACUAAUGCACCGGAAGACAUUGCAUCGUAGUGUGUAUGUGAUGUGUGUGGUGGUUCUAUCCCUAUCGGACUAUUUAAUCAGUUUUACUCAAAGUGUAUAUCUAUUCUACCGCAACUACUAAACAGCUUGACAAAUAAAGAUAUAAA
Molecule: messenger RNA, 2028 nt
Organism: Anopheles moucheti
Lineage: Eukaryota; Metazoa; Arthropoda; Insecta; Diptera; Culicidae
Exons: 3
Coding region: 492-1469 (325 amino acids)
Source: RefSeq, a predicted model, not a curated record